Plasmodium falciparum 3D7 is the source of this 6570-nucleotide messenger RNA. RefSeq names its product PKD domain-containing protein (gene RON2). Lineage: Eukaryota; Apicomplexa; Aconoidasida; Haemosporida; Plasmodiidae. The record is from RefSeq and is a predicted model, not a curated record.
AUGUUAAAAUUUUUCAUAUUCAUUUUACACAUAUAUUUAUACAUCGAUUCAAUAUAUUCAUCAGAACUAAGCAAACAUGUAAAACAUGAUACAGAUGAAUUAAAAUAUGCUAGUCCAACUUAUGAUCCCAAGAAAGGUACCAAGGUUAUUUUUUAUAUGCCAGGAAAUGAGCAAGGCGUUAUACCGAAUAAUAUACAAAAUAAACAACAUGGAACCUCAAUAUAUCCUGCUAUUGAAUAUCCUACUACUAAAUAUCCUGCUAUUGAAUAUCCUGGUAGUGAAAUGAAUAAUGGGAAAACAGGAACUACUAAUUCAGGAAUAUAUAAUAAAGCCCAUGGAUCUUCUAAUGAUUAUAAUGCAAGUAAUUCUCAAGAUAAAACCAUAAAUUUACAUAUAGAUGAAAAUAAUUCAAAUAAUUCAUAUCAACCAUAUGAUUCAAAUAAUACUAAUAAUAAUACUAAUAGUAAUAAUAAUAGUAAUAAUAAUAGUAAUAAUAAUAGUAAUAAUAAUAGUAAUAAUUAUAGUAAUAAUAAUAGUAAUACUAAUAGUAAUACUAAUAGUAAUACUAAUAGUAAUAAUAAUACUACUAAUUAUGAUUUAAACAGUGAAUAUGAAAAAAUUAGAAGAAAAGAAGAAGAAGCUGCAAGAAGAAUAGAAAGAGAAAGAAGAGCAGAUAUAAAUAGAAAAAAUCAAGAUAAUAAUUCUAACAAAUAUAAUAAUGAACAAAAUGGAGGAUAUGAAUCUGAUGGAAAUUCACCCAAUAGUAGAGUAAAUAUAAAUAUAACAAAUAAUGGAACACAUGGUAAUCCGCAUAAUAAUAAUUCUUAUGGUCACAAAAAUAAUAUGCAUAAUACAACUAAUGGUAAUUAUGCUAAUGGUAAUUAUGCUAAUGGUAAUUAUAGUAAAGGUGAUUAUACUAAUGGUGAUUAUACUAAUGGUGAUUAUACCAACGGAGAUUAUACUAAUGGUAUAAAUAAUAAUAUGCAUGGUAAGAAUAAUUAUAAUACAGCUAAUGGUGAAUAUGUUAAUGGAGCUUAUGAUGGGUUGAAUAAUGGAUCAUAUAAAUUAAUUGGUAAUUUAAAUAAUAACCAAAAUGUAGAUAAUUCUUAUAAUCAAGGUAAUGAAAAUGAUAAAACAUACACAUCCAAUUACAAUAUAAAUCUUGAAGAUAAUAAAAAUUCUCCAGAUAAUAACCAAAAUUAUAUAUCAACAUUUAACAAAGAUAUAGGUCCAAAUAAAUCUGAAAGAUCAUAUUAUGAUGUGUAUGGAAGAGAAUAUGAUGAUAACAAAUAUAAUCCAUAUAAUAAAACAAAUAAUCAUAACACAAAUCAAAAUGGAUCGACAACGUAUGGGUCCAAUGCCAAUGGAACAUACGGGCCUAAUGGAACAUAUGGAUCUAAUGGAACAUACGAGCCUAAUGAAUCAUAUGGACCUAAUGGAGCAUAUGGACCUAAUGGAACAUAUGGACACAAUGGAAAGUAUGGGUCUAAGGGAACAUACGGAAAUAAUGAAACUCCUUAUUAUGUGGAACAUCCAGAAUAUGAUAAUGGAAAAUCUAUGUCCGAUUUUCAUGUAAAAGAUUCCAAGGAUAAUAUUGGACCUGGGGGAGAUUACCCUAAUUUGUAUCAAAACAUAUAUGGAAAUGAAAAAAAUCCAAAUAUUUUUCCAGGAAGUCCUCGUAAUAUAAAUGUAUAUUCUGUUCACCAUAUACCAAAUAAUGGUGCAAAUGGUGGUUUAAAUAGUGGUGCAAAUGGUGGUUUAAAUAAUGGUGCAAAUGAUGGUUUAAAUAAUGGUGCAAAUGGUGGUUUAAAUAAUGGUGCAAAUGGUGGUUUAAAUAAUGGUGCAAAUGGUGGUUUAAAUAAUGGUAUGAACAAUGGUAUGAAUAAUGGUAUGAAUAAUGGUAUGAAUAAUGGUAUGAAUAAUGGUAUGAAUAAUGGUAUGAAUAAUGGUACAAAUGGUGGUUUAAAUAAUGGUAUGAAUAAUGGUAUGAAUAAUGGUAUGAAUAAUGGUAUGAAUAAUGGUAUACAUGAUGACUUAUAUAAUAGUGAAAACAGUACUUUUAAUAACGGUCUGAAUAAUUCAGGAAGAACUGGAUUAAAUAAUGCAUAUCCUCAUAAUGGUAUGCUUAAUAAUGGAACCGAAUAUAAUGUACAUUAUGGAAACAGUGAUUCUAAUAAUACGAAUGACAGUAUGCUAAAUGAAAACUAUUAUAGUGAUAGUGACUAUGAUGAUCACACCCCAGGGAACAAAAAGAAAGUAUAUAAAAGUGUAGCUGAAAGGAAUAAAAAAUCUGCUUCUCAAGAUAGUUUAGGAGCAGGAUUUAGUGAUAGUGAUAGCGAUAGUGAAUACGAAGUAGUAGAUGGGGAAAAUAAAAAAUACAAAAAGAAGAAUAAGGAAAAUAAUGAAAAAGAUAAAUAUGAAAAUAAUUGGGAUUCCAAUAAUUAUAAUUCUGAUAAUGAAAUUAAAGAUGGUUAUUUAAGUGAAUCUGAAAGAGAAUAUGCAAGAAAUAAAGCGAAUGAAAUUGAAGAUAAAAUGAAGAAAGGAGAAUAUUCUCGAAAGUAUAAAAAUAGUAAAUCGAAUGAAUCCGGAUAUGCUUCAAAACAAACAUCCGAUUCAGAUGAUUCUGAUAUUGAAGCAAAUGCAUUUUAUGUAGAUAAUGGACAAGAAAUGUUAAUAAAAGAAAAAGAACAUUAUUCAAGUGAUUCAGAACAUCAUAAGGAAGAAUCUGCUUCUAUUGGAAAUUUAAAUGUAUUUUUUCCUGCUGAAAAUUAUCAUUUUUCAACGUAUAUGGGAUUUGAUAGAAGAUCGUUUUUACCCUCUAAUGAAAUUGAAUUAGAAAAAAUGAUUGGAGCGAACUUUUCAAAUGAAGUUAAAAAUUAUUGUAGCCGUCAAAAUGUUGCACAAAAAAUAGGAGACUAUCUGAAUAUAUCAUUUGAAUAUUCUAGAGCAUUAGAAGAAUUAAGAUCUGAAAUGAUCCUAGAUUUUAAUAAACGUAAACAUUUAACAAAUAAUACUGAUGACACAAUUUUACACAUGAUAGAAAAUGCAGAGAAAAGAAAAAAUGAUCCUAAUUAUAAAGAAGCGUAUGAAAAUAAAGAUUAUGCAAAUAAUGCUAAUAUCUUUAUGAAUGAAUAUAGUAAUCCAUUAAGUACAAAAUAUAAUAAAAUAUUAAAAGAAUAUCUUUGUCAUUUAUUUGUUAAUAAUCCAGGUACUAAACCAUUAGAGAGAUUAUAUUAUAAUAGUUUAGCAUUAGGAGAACUUGUUGAACCAAUAAGAAAUAAAUUUAAAAGUUUAGCAUCAUCCACAAUUGAUUUUAAUUAUGAAAUUCAUAUGGCUUCGGCAUCUAAUAUAUAUUUACUUGCACAUUUCUUAGUAUUAUCCUUGGCAUAUCUUUCAUAUAAUGAAUAUUUUACGACAGGAACCAAAUCAUUUUAUUCAUUACCAACCAUACUUACAGCUAAUUCUGAUAAUAGUUUUUUCAUGUUAAAUGAAAUGUGUAAUAUUCAUUAUAAUCCCAAUAAAAAUUUCAAAAAAGAUAUAACGUUUAUACCUAUUGAAUCAAGGCCUAAAAGAACUACAACAUUUUAUGGUGAGAGAAGAUUAACAUGUGAUUUAUUGGAAUUAGUAUUAAAUGCUAUUAUGUUAAUUAAUAUUAAUGAAAUAAACAAUGUAUUUUCUAAUAAUAAUGUAGAUGGAUAUGAAAAUUCCUUAUCUUUUUCACAUAAUGCUAUUAGAAUAUUUUCGAAAGUAUGUCCUAAAAUUAAUAAUGACAAUGUAUUAAAAUGUGAAUUUGAAGAAUCAAGUUUAUAUAAUCCUAAAAUUAUUAAGAAUGAUACAUCAGAAAAAUCGAGUCAAAAAAAUUUAAAAAAAGCAUUUGAUUUAUUAAGAACUUAUGCUGAAAUAGAAGGCCAUUCAGCUGAAGGUAGCACAAGUCCAUAUUAUGUAAGUCUAAUAUUAGAUGAUAUGAAAUAUAAUGAUUUUUAUAAAUAUACACUUUGGUAUGAACCUAGAGAAUUAAUAUAUGGUGAUAUCAGAGGUAUGCAAAUGAAAAAAAAGAAGAAAACAAAAUAUAUAUAUAACGAUUUUAUGAAAAAGAGUACCCAAUUAAAAAAGAAAUUAAUAAAAAAUGAUUUGAAAUAUAAUUUAAAGAGUAAAGGAUUAGUAUUUUUAUAUGCAAUGAUUGAUAAAUAUGGAAGUAUAUUAAAUAAAAGUCAAAAAGCAAAAGUUCAAUUUUUAAAUAGUACUUCAUCUAUACGUUAUUAUCUAUAUUUAAACAAAGUAAUAUUCAAGUCAGCAAAAACCUAUUUAGAUAUUAUGAAAAGAGUAUUAGAAGAAUUACAAACGUCUACCAAUACACCAUUGAAAUUCCUUGUUAGAGGAAAUUAUAUAGAAAAUAUAAAUAAUAUUGCUAGAAAUGAUAAUAUGUUUUAUGCAAACUUAUUUGUAUUAACAGCAUUAUCCAGAAGAGAUCCAGUAAAAGAUUAUUAUAAUGAUAAAAGGAAAAUGUUGUCUGCUACAUUAGCUGAGAAAUUUGCUAAUUCUACAUCUAUGUUAAUACCGCACAAACUUAGAAAAUUAGUUGUAUCUAUGAAAAAGGGACUGUUAAAAAAGAAAUUACUUACAUCAUUGGCCAAGGUAAAAUUAUUACAACAUAUACCUGCGCACAUGUUAGAAAAUAUCACAUCAAGUAUACGUUUCACAACUCAUACCAUAGCAACAAUGCAAAUUAUACAAAAUGCUAAAUAUAUGUCCAAGCACAAUUUUUCUCAGUAUGAUAGUAAGGGUAUGUUAGCUAGACAAAUAUUCACAAAGGGUGGUUUUGCAGAAUAUGCAGAUAAUUUAAUGGCAAAAUGGUUUUCUAAAGGUUUUGAAGAAUAUAAAAGAGAACAAAUUGAAAAUUUCAAAAUGGAAAAUUCCAUUGAUUCUGAAUUAAAAGAUUCCGAAAGAGAAGAUGAAAAUGAUAGUUCAGAAGAAAGUGCCAAGAAAAAAUUACAAGAUCUUCAAUUAGAAGAAAGAGAAAAAAUGAAAAAAGAGAACAGUUUAUUAUUUAAUCAAAGUGAUAAAUGGGAUCAAUUUAUAAAUAAGGAACUUGUAAGAGCAUUAGGUUUAUGGUUAGAAUUUAAUGAUAAUCCAACUAAUGCAUCUUCGUUUGUUUAUAAAGUAGUAGAAGAUAGUAAACAUUUAUUAGAAAAUAACAUAGAUAAUAAUAUUAUUUUUUCAAGAACAGUAAAACCAACUAAACAAACAGCUUUCAGAAGAUUCUUUAAUAAAAUAUUAUCUCUUGGAAAUAUGCUUUUAAGAAAGCCUAGUUUUAGAGUAGAACAUGCAUUAUGGUUUGGUGCAACUAUAGAUAUAAAAAAAGCAUUUAUAUUAUUAGAAAAAGUAAGUGAAUUACAUAAAAUGUUAAAUAAUCAGGAUGAAUCAUGGUUAAUUAAUGAAGCUUUUAUAGAAAUUGUUGAUCAUGUCGUAGAUUUAAGUACAUAUAAACAUGUACGAGAACCAUUUGGUGUUGCAAGAAAUCCUGGAAUGAUGGCAAUAAAUCCUAAAUAUGCAGAAUUAUCUCAUGAAAAUCGACUUAGAGAAUUACAAAAUUCUAUGUGUGCUGAUCAUUGUUCUUCUGUAUGGAAAGUUAUAUCUUCUUUUGCAUUACACCAUUUAAAGAAUCCUGAUAGUUUACAUACAUAUGAAAGCAAGUUUUCUAAAAAUUCUUUUGGUAACAAAAUUGAUGAUAAAGAUUUUGUUCAUAAUUUUAAGAUGAUACUAGGAGGAGAUGCAGUUUUACAUUAUUUUGAUAAUUUAUUACCAAAAACAAUGAAAAAGGAUUUGAAAGCAAUGAAAUAUGGUGUAUCAUUAACAUCUGCAUAUUCACUCAAAUUAACUAAAAUUAUUUUUAGUCAAAUGCAAUUACCUUACUUAAGUCAAAUGUUUUAUAUGCAAGCUCCAUAUUUUGGUCAUUUUAUAGGAAAAUGGCAAAAAAAAAGACAACAAAGCAGACUUAAAGAAAUCAUGUCUUUUAUGACUCUUGGAAGUUUAUCUGCUUAUACACUUUUUAGUGCUAUGGAUAUAACACAACAAGCUAAAGAUAUAGGUGCAGGACCAGUAGCUAGCUGUUUUACAACUAGAAUGUCUCCUCCACAACAAAUAUGUUUAAAUUCAGUUGUUAAUACGGCAUUAUCUACUUCCACUCAAUCGGCUAUGAAAUGUGUUUUCUCUGUUGGUCUCUUUGCAUCUAUAGGGCCAUACUUAUUUGCUCCUAUGGCAGGUUUAGCUGUAUGGAAUAUAUUAAAAUCUGAAUUCAAGGUUUUACAAAGAAUAGAUAUGGCAUUAAAAAAUGUUUUCAAAAAUAUGUGGAAUAAAUUCUUAUCCCUAAAAGGAAUUAGUAAAUUAAGAGGUAUUUUUAAGAGAAAGAAAGCUAUGAAAAAAAAAAUUAUAGAAAAUGCCACACGCAAGAUGAAUGACAUGAAGAACAACCCAGAAAAGGCCAAGGCUCAUAAAAUGGCACUAAAAAAAAUUAAUAACUAUUCUAAAGGAAGCUACCAUUACAUAUCAUACGCGAAAAUAAGAAUAUAA